Molecule: messenger RNA, 1816 nt
Organism: Meriones unguiculatus (Mongolian gerbil)
Lineage: Eukaryota; Metazoa; Chordata; Mammalia; Rodentia; Muridae
Gene: Gyg1
Product: glycogenin 1
Exons: 8
Coding region: 11-1195 (394 amino acids)
Cellular component (GO): cytoplasm
Molecular function (GO): glycosyltransferase activity
Source: RefSeq, a predicted model, not a curated record
CCCACGGAGGAUGCGGCCUGAGCCGGAGCCUGCGCGGCCACGUGACGGCCGCUAUAAGAACUGCGGGCUGCGGACUCCCGCCCUCCCCCGCUGGCCGCCGUCUUCCACCGGCGCCCGGCUCCGCCGACCCACCGGCCGCACCAUGACAGAUCAGGCCUUUGUGACCCUGACCACAAACGAUGCCUAUGCAAAAGGUGCUCUGGUCCUGGGCUCCUCUCUGAAACAGCACAGGACUACCAGGAGGAUAGUUGUGCUGAGCACUCCACAGGUUUCAGACUCCAUGAGAAAAGUUUUAGAGACCGUCUUUGAUGAAGUCAUCAUGGUAGAUGUCUUGGACAGUGGCGACUCUGCUCAUCUAACCUUAAUGAAGAGGCCUGAGUUGGGCAUCACACUGACGAAACUCCAUUGCUGGUCCCUUACUCAGUAUUCCAAAUGUGUGUUCAUGGACGCAGACACUCUGGUCCUUUCAAAUAUUGAUGACCUUUUUGAAAGAGAAGAACUAUCAGCAGCACCAGACCCAGGGUGGCCUGACUGUUUCAAUUCUGGAGUCUUUGUCUAUCAGCCCUCAAUUGAAACGUAUAACCAGCUGUUGCACCUCGCAUCUGAGCAAGGUAGUUUUGAUGGAGGGGACCAGGGCCUACUGAAUACGUAUUUUAGUGGCUGGGCAACGACAGAUAUCAGGAAACACCUGCCAUUUGUGUAUAACCUGAGCAGCAUUUCAAUCUACUCCUACCUCCCGGCAUUCAAAGUGUUUGGCACAAAUGCCAAAGUUGUACACUUCUUGGGACGAAUCAAGCCAUGGAAUUACACUUACAGUCCCCAAACAAAAAGUGUCAAAUGUGAAUCCCAGGACCCAAGCGUGUGUCACCCAGAGUUCCUGAACCUGUGGUGGGACAUCUUCACCACCAGUGUCUUACCCCUGCUACAACACUAUGGCCUUGACAAAGAUGCCUGCUCCAGUCUAAUGAUGCUUUCAGACUUGGUCUAUACACUGGCUUUCUCUUGUGGCUUCUGUAGAAAGGAACAUGUCUCAGGAGCCUUGUCACACCUGUCCCUUGGGGAGGCCCCAGCUACUCCACAACCUUCUAUGUCCUCAGAAGAAAGGAAGGAGCGGUGGGAGCAGGGCCAGGCUGAUUACAUGGGAGCAGAUUCUUUUGAUAACAUCAAGAGAAAACUUGACACGUACCUACAAUAGAAGCACUGCCAUUUCCCCGUGGACACCUCCAUGUCAUAGGCACGUUUCUGAUACUUAGUAUGUGAACUCUGUUACAAUUGUUAGAGGCUUUCACUAAACCUCAUCAGAUAAAGGGUUCUGGCAGGACAACAGGUGAGAACUGGGCAAGCGUUAUGAAGCAGUAAUUCUGUCAUAUGGAUAAGUGUUCUGUUUAACCCUAGACUUUUUCAGAAACUCUUUUGAUUCUUCAGUUGCCAAUGUGUGUGAUAAAGGAAAGCCAACAUUAAGCUACUAAGAUGGUUCUCUCAAGUGGUGCAAAACUUGACUCUCCCAUCUAUCUCCCUUCAAAACAAGAUAUGACAUUUUCCCCUAUUUGUUGCACUCUUCACUAGCCCUGCAAUUUAGAAGUGCUCAAAGCCUGUCAGAGGGGUAAUUCCAUGUCAGGCUAACGUGGCCUUUAUUAACACUGUGGAGUGAUUCAUACGCCUAUCAGCUAGUGUUAGUUCACCAGUUUUCUAUGCACCAUGAAGGCAGCAUGCGGACUUGCUCUUUUUUUGGUUCGGUCUACUUGAAAAUUGCAGUGUGCUCUCUGAUGGUACCUGUGGUAGCACCAUGUAUAACAAAUAAAGAUUUAUUGACAUA